CCACGACCAUUUGAACCAUUUGAAUAUGCUGAGAAGUGAAUGACCUAUUUGGCUAGUCCACUACUCUACAUAUUACUGAAAACGAUUAUGGAUAACCCUUUAAACAAUUACAUAUGCAUUUUUAGCGUGUUUGACAUACUCAUAACCUCGAUCUUUUAUUCAAUAUUGACACGGAAACAUAAGCUCGCUUUUCAGUUUUUUGCGUUUGCUUUGUCGAUCUGUGAAGUGUUUUCUGUCCAGAGGAAUCUUUAGACGACAAUGAAGCUAUUCUCAUUACAGAUACUUUAUAAAACUGACACAUCAGCUAAAUUAUUACAAGCUUCACAUGAACUAUCGGACUUCGGUUAUUUUCAGCGAUCCAGUGUUCGAGAAUUUAUGGACUUUACUGCUAAAGUGGUCUGUGAACGAACAGCUCGUUGCCAGCGUGUACAAAUUAAACAACAAGAUUAUAUUUGUCAUGUUUAUGUUCGUCAUGAUAAUCUAUGUGGUGUACUAAUUUGUGACCAAGAAUAUCCUCCAAGGGUUGCUCAGACGUUAUUAACCAAAGCCACUGAAGAUUUCGCACUCCAAUGUCCUGCAUCCACUUGGGCAAAUAUGACUGUCGGAUCUGAUCCAUGUAAAAAGAUCCAUGAAUAUUUACAGAAAUAUCAGAAUCCUACCGAAGCAGAUGGUUUAAUGCGACUUCAGAAUGAAUUAGAUGAAACUAAAGUUAUUUUACAUAGUACAUUAGAAUCAUUAUUGUCUAGAGGUGAAAAACUUGAUGAUUUAGUUGAACGGUCCGAAGGUCUUAGUUUACAAUCAAAAAUGUUUUAUACUACAGCGAAGAAAACAAACAAAUGCUGUGUUAUACUGUAAAGUUUUCAUCGUUCAGUUCACCUAUGCUCACUUCCCUGUAUGUCGAUUGGAAUCAGGUAGUCAACCUAAUCAAUAGAAAAUUUGAACCAUUCAUAAUUUCUUUCUUACUUGUAUCACUUUGUAUUCGUUCCAGAAUGCCAAGUUGAUCUUUGUUUUUUAUUUCCUUUGUUUGACUUCAACGUUUAUCACAUAAUCGAACAUCUGUUUAUCAAUAAGUUUGAUUAUCUUUGAAAUCGUAAUUUCCAGUCAAGUAUUUUUCUUUUUUUUUGUGAUUCAUUAAAUCGGUAGCAUUGUGUUGUACUACUAAUUUAUUUUGGUAAACAUUUGCGCUACUUGAUUUCAAUAAGAUAAUUUUUUGUUGUACUGGAUUUUGUUCGAAAUUUAGCACGUUGACUACUUAAGUUGUUGACUGUGUUAAUAUCAAUAAAAUUAUCAUAAUAAUUUAUAUUGUUCAGUUAUAUGUGUUGAUGUAUUUCAGUUCUUCCAUAAUUGCUGAAAACGUGAUGUAAUCGUUGAUUCGUGAACUAUGUAUAUACAUAUUUAUUAUGGUUAUCAUAUCUUUUGGAAUUUUCCCCUCUUUCGUUUUUGUUUAUUCAGUAUUUUGUGCAUCAAAAUAUCAGUGUAUAUUUACACAGAAUAUUCUGCUUACUAAUUGAUUCAAUACUUAGUUCUCUCUAUUAUUUUUCAUCUUUAGUUCAUGUUGAUUCGUGAUUGUAUUCUGUUCGCUGACUUCCAUUUUUCAAAUUGAUUUCAGUGUUUGUGGUUGAGGUUUUUUCUAUUUGGAAUGUCACAAGUUUCACGCUAACAAGAUGAUCAUUCAUUAAAUCAAAUAUUCUGACAUAUAUUUCUUACACUUUCGUCUUGGUUCAUAGCUAUUUUUGGGCGCCAUCGAUCAAUUAGUUUGUUAUGGUAUUUUAUGUUGAAUGCGGUGUUGAAAACUUACAGAUUAAGACUUAAAAACUGUCUUGUGUUACUUGGUUCUCCAGCCGAAAUUGGUUGGGAGUGACAAACAUAGAGUUAAAAAUCUACACCAACACUAAACAAUACUGCCCAAUGGUCCUUGGAUUUUGACCUGUUUUUAGUCUAUCGGAGAGCAAACUGUAUGAGUAAAUUAUGAUACAAAUUCACAGAUGCAAUAUCCAUUCUUUUUACAUGAUUAAUAAACUCUUACGGGUUAGCUAUAUGUUCUUAACCAUUAAAAUCUAUGGUUAGUUUACAUACGAUAACUCGUAACCAUCAGUUCUAAUUCUAGACAUAACUCUAAACCGAACUUUUCUCUUAAACUUAACCCGAACUCAAUACUAACCCUAACAAAUAUUACAGGUAAACGUCACUAUAUCUCGUACUUCUUUGAUCACAAUCAUUUCAUUCCUGAGCUUAUAUGUUGGUGUUUUCUCAUCAGUCUGGCAUCUUUUUGGACUUGAAGAUGUUUUCCUAAUCAAUAAUAAUACUACGUCCGAUGCUGGAUAUUUUGGUUUUACAUGGUUUAGUAUAUGUCUUGCUUUAAGAUGACAUUUACUUAUUACGGAAACCAUGGUUUAACUCCCACUGAUACGUGCUAAGGACUGAUCAUUUAUUGUUAGCAUCUAUGGCGUUUACAUCUAAUUGUUUAGUGUCUUUCUACCUUGUUUUGACGAUUGUUCAAACUAAUAGUGACAGGUUGUCUGUAAGUUUCGGUCUUGAUGAAGUACUUUUGCGAGUAGCAUGUACUAUUUGACUAAAUCCUAAUUCUGCCAAAUAUGCAUAUUAGGCCUUUUUAAAAGAUGAUGUUUAUUAUUGUGGUAAAUUUGAAUUUGGUCUGCUUGAUUGUCAAGGCCAGAAAGCCCGUCUAGUGAUC
This is a messenger RNA of Schistosoma haematobium, 2692 nucleotides long. It is a transcript of the gene YKT6, whose product is annotated as palmitoyltransferase. The record is from RefSeq and is a predicted model, not a curated record. NCBI's taxonomy places the organism in Eukaryota, Metazoa, Platyhelminthes, Trematoda, Strigeidida, Schistosomatidae. Gene Ontology annotation, cellular component: Golgi apparatus. The coding region runs from base 259 to 855 and encodes 198 amino acids. The transcript has 7 exons. Gene Ontology annotation, molecular function: SNAP receptor activity. Gene Ontology annotation, biological process: endoplasmic reticulum to Golgi vesicle-mediated transport.